Danio aesculapii is the source of this 1340-nucleotide messenger RNA. Its product is annotated as C-type lectin domain family 4 member E. Lineage: Eukaryota; Metazoa; Chordata; Actinopteri; Cypriniformes; Danionidae. The coding region runs from base 158 to 787 and encodes 209 amino acids. The transcript is spliced from 7 exons. The record is from RefSeq and is a predicted model, not a curated record.
GUGGAGGAGACCAGCCCCUCUGGCGUCAUCCAGCCAUUCCUCACAAGUCUUCACUUUCCAUGCUGUGCCAUGGAAAACGCAAGGAAACAAGCUGAUCAAUGAACACUUGAUUUAUAUUGUAUCGCCACGAAUCAGGCUUAUAGGCUGACCUCAAGGAAUGCAGACCGACAAACUCGCAGAAGAUGUGGAGGGAAAUCCUGACAGGGUGGAUCCCUACUACCAGCAAGGCAAAGUGGCUUGUGCCAUGUUCACAGUUCUCCUCCUAUUUUCCUUCUUGGUAAUAGGAAUCGUAACUGGUCUCAACUUCAAGAAGAGUUCACAAGAGGAUCAGAACAGAGGUCUUCUUUCUGAUGACAUCACGCCAAUCCCGUUCCAGUAUAAAAGUGAUAAAGGCCUCUGCUCAGAGGGUUGGCUUUUAUAUAAGAACACCUGUUAUUUGUUAGAGAAUGUUUAUGGGACAUGGGAAUCCUCAAAGUCUUUAUGCCUCAGCCGUGGGGCACAUCUGAUGGUAGUGGACAGCGAGGAGGAGCUGGAGUUCAUUUCAAGAGUUGUUCAGAAAUGGACUGACUACUGGAUAGGUCUCAAGAGGGACAAAAUGGGCAAAUGGUCCUGGGUUAAUGGAGAUGAUUAUCAUUCAAAUCUACACUUCUGGGAUGAAAAUCAGCCUGCUCAUGCUGGUAUGGAGUCCUGUGUCUACUUAAAAGGAACCGACACAGUGCAUCGGAAGCUGUUUCAUGAUUCUGACUGCAGCAGUCAGCGAUUUCACAUUUGUGAACACCAACUAUAGAAACCGUGUUUUAGGAAACAUUGCCUAUUUGCCUGUUCUCUUAAAAAUCCUGCUCUGGAUGGACUUUAUACGUGUCUUCUUUUGGGAUUUAAACUGUACCUGCUUGACUGGUGCACAUGUACUUGAGCUUUUUACGUUUGUUUAAGUGCAAAGACAUUUAUUUUGUUCAUCUUAUCUUUGAAGCUAUUUUAUUUGAGCAGAUAUCAUUGUAUGUUACAUAAUUAUUAUAUUAUUAUAAUUUCUAAGUUUAUGUAAAAAAUCUUGAGUCACUCAAAAGCUCUUUUAAUUUACAGUAACACAACUAAUUUCAAUUUGGAAUUGUUGUAAUUAAAUGAAGUGUGAUUUUAAUUAAAAAAGAAAAGGAUUUGACAAACACAUUCAGAAGUGUUCAUUGAUGAUAUAUAGUGAUCAAAAUGUAUACGUACAAUCUGUUGGAUUUAAAAGGGAUUGUUCACUCAAAAAACGUAGAUUCUGUUACCAUUCACUCACACUCCUGAUACUGAUACCCUGAAGAAUGUUGAAUAAAAUGACCAAUAAAAUGACCAUGUUCUUA